Messenger RNA from Naegleria fowleri, 1080 nucleotides. RefSeq lists its product as uncharacterized. Bases 1 to 1080 code for a protein of 359 amino acids. Lineage: Eukaryota; Heterolobosea; Eutetramitea; Acrasida; Naegleriidae. The transcript is spliced from 2 exons. The record is from RefSeq and is a predicted model, not a curated record.
AUGACACCACCAUCAUCAACCUCGUGUUGCCAUGUUUUGUCAUCAUCACCUACUCACCUGAAAUCGAAUCCACUGAAGGGUACAAUUCAAAAUUGUACAUUGGAAAGCGCCAUUUCUUCAAUACAUUCACCAUCGGGAAAAGACAAAAUACAAUUUGUAAACUUUCCGAAAGCAUGGGAUGAAUCACAAAUGUCUUUGUACUACAAUUUACUGCUCAAACAAUGUCCUAAAUGUCAUCAUCGGGAGCAACAUGCGUCAACAAAAAAUAAGAAAGAGGAAGAGCCAUUAAGAAGCGAAAUUAUUAACGAUUGCGCAAAACCUCCAAUUCCUCGAGUAAACGCUGCAUCUAAUGGAGUGUCUUAUCGAGCGCUUCCAAAAGCUACUUGUGACGACCUUAUUCAAGUUUGUAAUUUCUAUCUGGAGAAAUCGAAAGGAAAAUAUAGCGAGAAAACGAGAGCUUACAGAUAUCUGGUUGAAAUGGCUGAAGAAAUUAAAAAAUUAACGGAGAUGAUAAAAACUGAAUUCGCCAAUGAGUAUUCAAAGCAGAGGUCACAAAUAAUACAUCUUAACAAGGUUUGUGAGGAGUGGAACAAGCAUUUUGGAAAGUCCAACGAUGACAAGUACAGCAAAGCUACACCAAGAGAUCUUCGUUACAUAAUAGAUAGACUUGAGAAUGAAGUGAAAAAGUUGGAGCAAGAAUUAAAAGAGGAAAGGCUUAGACACUAUGACCAGGAAAGAAAACUUCAUCAAAUGAUCAAUGAGCACCACGAAGCAGCACGAAGAAGCGUGAGAAGUAUGUUUAAACAAGCAUCCAACAAUUUCUCUUCUCCAUACCCAAUGUCAAGUAAUACUGCAACACAAAAUCUUCAGGAAACAAAAGGUAUAGGAGAUUUGGAAUCCCAAGCUCAUCAGGAUUUGGUAGAGAGGCUCCUUGAAGAAAAUAGGCUUUUGAAAAAGAAAGUGCAAGAAUUGACAAAUGGUACCAGUUACUUGAAGCCAACAAGUGUUUCAAACUCUAGCGGCAGCACAAACGAUGUGUCACCUUCUUCUUUCUACAACAACUCAUCAUUCAUUCAUUGA